AUGCCGCUCAAAAUGGACGAAUAUUACCGUGGGCAGUUAUUUGCGGUAUCAGAGACGAGCAAAAAUGAGACAGGAGGAGGCGAUGGCGUUCAGGUAUUGGAAAAUGACGAUUUUACAAGUACAAUGGUCCGUCCGGGACACUCUAUCACCGGUAUAUACACACACAAAAUCUAUCGUACUAAGUCAAAAUCGCCGUGGGCAUUGCGUAAAAUAUUUCCGGACGCGGCAUUCAUAUUACACGAAGAGUGCUGGAAUGCAUUCCCAUAUUGUAAAACAGUUAUUAAGAAUCCGGAUUUUAUGAAGGAUGCUUUUUACAUCAAUAUUGAAUCGAUGCAUCUUCCAGAUAAAGGCCAUACCGAAAAUGCAUUGGAUUUGAACCCGGCAUUACUAAAGAAGCGAGAGGUAAUGGUUAUUGAUAUCUAUGAUGACAGCCUGUUGAAAAAAACGGAUAUCACACCUGAAACAGAUGUACAUGAAUUUGAAUCUAAGAAAACUGGCCGUGGAAAAUUGCCGAAGGAUUGGAUUGAAACAACCAAACCGGUGAUGUGUUGUUACAAAGUAGUACAAGUAUAUUUUAAAAUGUUCGGAUUUCAAACAAUGGUGGAGCACAUUCUUCAGAGACAGUACCCACGAAUAUUUGCCAAAUUCAAUCGGGAGCUAUACUGCUGGACCGACCGAUGGUACGAUAUGACGAUUGAAGAUAUCAAGAAGAUGGAGAAAGAAACGGUGGAGGAAUUGAAAAAACAGAUUGCGGAGCCGGUGAAACGUGGCAUUGUGUGCGAUGUGGAUGACAAGGGAACAUCUUAA
Messenger RNA from Cercopithifilaria johnstoni, 807 nucleotides. The record is from the annotation of a GenBank genome assembly. Lineage: Eukaryota; Metazoa; Nematoda; Chromadorea; Rhabditida; Onchocercidae.